Messenger RNA from Bactrocera dorsalis (oriental fruit fly), 23628 nucleotides. RefSeq names its product microtubule-associated protein futsch (gene futsch). The coding region runs from base 2688 to 22622 and encodes 6644 amino acids. Gene Ontology annotation, biological process: microtubule cytoskeleton organization; dendrite development; regulation of microtubule depolymerization. Gene Ontology annotation, molecular function: actin binding; microtubule binding. Gene Ontology annotation, cellular component: microtubule; dendrite; microtubule associated complex. Lineage: Eukaryota; Metazoa; Arthropoda; Insecta; Diptera; Tephritidae. The record is from RefSeq and is a predicted model, not a curated record. The transcript is spliced from 8 exons.
CCACUCCAAAAACAACGGCACGUUUUCCAACAAUACCCACUAACGGCAUUAACAAGCAGCAACUCCUAGUUAGCACAGCGUCACUUCCACUUGAGCGCAUAUAACACCGUUGCAUGCCGGCCGUCGCUCCACCAACUCACACUCUCUCUCUUUCUCACACUGUUACCCACUUCGACUGCAUUGGAGUUACCUUGCGGUUGCCACGUGCCCUUGCGCCGGAAGUGAAGUGCUUGUAUUGCACUAAAAAUGAAGUUCUUCUGUGCUGCUUAUUGCUUUUGUUGUGCGGUUGUAAUUGAAGUUUUUGUAAUGCUCACCAGUUGUUAUUCACUACCUACAGCGUAUUACUUCAUUUACACUACGCUUCCACUCGCUCCUUUCAGCCCUUACGCUCGCUUUGAUUUUGGCCGACAAUCAGCCGGUAAAGUUUAUGAGUCAGCGCCAAUUGACACAACACAAAGAAAGCGCAAUAAAAUUGAGUAAAAGAGAGUGAGAGCGGAGUAGAGCGCGCAAGUGAGGGGAGUAAAGUGGAAGUGUAGUGACGUUUCGUUGCCAUACUCCCUUUUCCAUUGCCUUUUUGUUGUCGCUUUUUACUCCCUUUAGUGUUUACACUUGUUCGCUACUACCCUCCACACUUGCAACGCUCACUCUCUGUCGCAUGACGUAGUUUGCCGUCGGCCUGUGCGGCUUCACUCAUUUUCACUUCAUUCUUGUAUUUAUAGCGCUUUGGUUUAUUGAUUCCGGCCGCAUUUCGCAUUGUUUCAUUUACACUUUUUAUCCAUUUCUCGUUUGCCACAUUUUUCCCCACUUUGUUGUUGUUGCAGCUCAUUUAUCCUUUAUAACGUCUUUGUGUGUCAGUCUGAAGUCAGAGUUCACUGUUGGCCAACUCAUACAAAUGUGGAGUUGCUAGCGCCAUACAACCCUGUGUAGUCACGGCAGCGCUGUAGUCGCGUUUUUCUAUUCAACGGGUGCGGUCCUGCCUAGUAUAUAUUGAUAUAUAAUAGUGACGUGCUUAUAUUGCAUAUAGUUUGUAUUGAAUUUUCAACAAUCGAUGUGAAAAACCAAAGAUUCAUUUAAAAUUUAGUGAACUGUGAAAGGCUUACAAUUUGUGACUCUUCGGUGAUUAGCGAAGGUGUGUAAUAAAUAAUACGAAUUUUACGACUCUUGGUGAACUUAAGAAGCCAACAGCUGUUUAAAACAACAAAAGAAAACAAAAAAGUGCAGAAAAAUACAAAAAUAUUUAUGCUUAAAAUUAAAAAUCUAUCAGUCAAACUGCACGUAAAUAAUAUUUAAAACAAAAAAAUAAAAAUACAGUUAUUAAUGAAAAUAUAAAAAAAAAAUCAUUGAAGUAUUUACAAGUCCGCAGCAAAGCAAUGCAAAACUAUAAAAAAUAAAUAUUGAAUUAAUGAAAAUUAUAAAUAUCAUACAGCGCCAACUACAUACGAAAACAAAUUAAAAAAAUUAUUGCAAAAAAUAAAUUGAAAAUUUCUUAUUGCAAAAAGUAAAGUUUUAAAGCUUGUGAAACACCCUGUAUAACAGUCUAAAUAACUAUUAGUUACAAAACCAACUAAACAAUAAAUUAAUUUACUUGUAAACGUUGCAUUUGCAACUGUGUGCAACGAAAACCAAAUAACAACAAAAAACUUCACUUUCAAAAACUCUUCAAUUUAUUAAAAAAAAGCCAACACAGACUAACACACAAGCAACAGAAGUGCUAAAUAGAAUUUGCAACUCACGCGCUUUUCCAAUUUCCUUUUGUAAACGUUAAGCAGCGAGAGCACAUACAUAAAAACAACAACAACAAACAGCGCGAGCAACAACUGCAUAGACAAAGUGGAGUCGCGCGUCACAAUUUGCAGGCAACAACAAAAAACUGUAAAUACAAAUACAACAACUAAAUUAAGUGCAGAAAAUUUUGCGCGCUGCUAGAAUUUCGAGACGAAGCGCUGCAGUCGUGUAAGAACGUCAGUCAGUCAACGACGGCGCUUGCCACAAGUGACUCGCAGCAGGAACCGCUAGGCUGCAAGAAGUAUUUGAAAAAAAUCAGUGUAGAAGCGCGAAGUUAAUAAUUGGAAAAGUAUUUGAAAACUGUUUACGAAUGGAUUUUUUAUAAAAUUUUUAAGCAUUUCUGCGAAUGUGAUUUAGUGCGUACUUGAACCCGCAAACUAGCCAAGACACAUACCAGUUAAAGUAAAACGCCCCCUAUACAACCAAAAGCUAAGAAAGAAAAGACUGAUUUUGAAUUGAAACUUCCAAGAAGUACUCAAAUCAAAGAAAACGUGUGCGUGUAAGUUGAGUGUUGAGCACAGCGCCGAGCUGAAGCUUUAAAAUCGUCGAAUUGUGUGGUUUUCAAAACAACAACAAUUCACGCUGUGUGUAUAUCGAGCAGGUUCCUGUUAAACAGUAGCAAAAAAAAGUGACGAACUUGAAAGGAAAUAAAAAAACUAAAAGCUGAACUCUUAAAGUCUAAAACUGAUCAAAGCAAAAACUACAGGGAUACAAACCAAACCGGUAAAACUAAAAUAUUGAAAUUGGACUCACUGACUUGCAAACACAUUUGAAGUUACCGCUGCGCUGCUGUUGUAGCGCCACAAUUGUAAACGCGUAGCGCCAACGAGUACCGAAAACAAAAAAUCCAAAUAAAUCCCGAGAGCCGACUUUAGCGCGCCACCCACGAGACGCCACAAACCAUGGCCAACGGCAACGGCAACAAUGCCAGCGUCGCCGCUACUAAUGGCGAAGGCAACGGCUUGGCAACCAAUGGCGGCACAACCACAACUACGACCAAUGGCACUGGCACAACGGUGGCCGAGCACUUGAAUGGCGUUGGCGCUGAGAGCGCCGUAAAUACCAAUACCGGCGGUGUAGCGGAUGCUUUGGCAGCCGUGGGCGCAGCAGCUGGAGCAGGCGAUGCAACAGAUAAUGGUGUGGCUGGUGAUGGUGGCGGUGUUGGUGGUGGUGUUGUUGGUUUGGGCGGUGCCGCUUCCACCUCAUCUAUGGGCGGCGAUGAUGCUGGCACCGAUGCGGGCGCCAGCUCAUUGCCCCCGUCCGAAGAGGCGGGCGGUCGUCCACCACUCGAUACAGCUUGCUCUGAUGGCGGUGGCGGUCCAUCGAGUUUGGGCGGUGGCAUGGUUGGGCCACCAAGUCCACUAACCGGUUGUUAUUUGCUGAUCGUGCUGGGUGAGCCACAUUCGGAGGAGCAUAAGGAUAAUAUAUUGCAGCAUUUGUUGAAGGGUUUCCUCUCAUGGGACGUCGGUGAUUGUCACGUCGAUUUGGAGGAGGAAUUGAAUACGAUCACGCAACACGCACCAGAGGGAGAGGAAGCUCGUCACGGCGAACGACUCAUUCAGUAUGCUAGUGAGAAUCUAGUCACUGAAGUGCUUAUACACCCUCAGUACAAUACACUCAUACAAUGUAUGCGUAAUCUACUGAGUAGUUUUACACGACAUCGUCACAUUAUACACGCUGGCUACACGUUCUCCGGCAAUGGUUCCUGGAUCUUACAGGAUGGAACCUUCUCCGUCUCCGACUUCUCGGAGGCGUUUCAGGAACACGAUGUACAGCGUGUCAUACGUGCCUACGCCGACACGAUUACAAUGAAUAUACAUUGCGCCGAUGCCGGCCACUGGCACAGCUUGCCACACAAAAGUUUUGCACGCCUCUGCAAAAUACGCAUCAAUCCCGUUGAUGUACUGGACACCAGCAGUGAGGGCAUCAAUGCCUUUAUUGACUAUCUAGCACCAAUGCUCGUGCCCACAUCACUGCGGGAACUGCUUGAGACCUCGGAUGUUGUGGGUAAUAUACGCUUUACGCAUCCAACACUAUAUGUCUUCCCCGGUGGACAGGGAGAUGCUGCACUCUUCGGCAUCAAUGGUUUUAAUAUGCUGGUUGAUGGUGGCUUUAAUCGCAAAGCUUGCUUCUGGGACUUCGUACGACACCUAGACCGCUUGGAUGCCGUCCUCAUGACACGCCUUAACAAUAGCAACAUACAGGGUAUCAGUUCGGUAGUGUCUCGCAAGCGUGAUGCUCAUGUUUAUCCACAAAUUGGGCAUUUCUUUGGUAAUGUACCCGAUCGUAAAGGUGGUCUGCCCAGUCCCGAUGGCGACAAAGACCGCGAUCCAUUGCUGGUUGAUCUCUUCGAACAUGGCCACAAUUUGGUAAGCGAUCUUAAGUCGCUGGACUUGAAACCACAAAACUGCUACCGCAACCAAGAGCCAAUAAAUCUGUAUCACAAAGUUGGACAUGGCACACUGGAUAUGUAUGUGAUUAGUCCUGCGCGUGACUCGAAAGAAGUAAAAGAAUUCUUAUCGAAGUGGCACUCCGGCGAUCAGCGUCUCUUUGCCGCACGCGAUACACGCGAAUUCAAUUUCCCAUUACAAAAUUUGGUUUCGAUCUGCGCACUGCUGGUGUGGCAACCAGCCAAUCCAGAUGAUACCAUCACCCGUAUACUCUUCCCCGGUAGCACACCUGAUUUUAAGAUACAAGAAGGCUUGGAAAAACUCAAGCAUCUAGAAUUCAUGAAACACUCAACCUGCACUGCCAAAUCGAUUGCACCCGCUAUACAAACUGUGGUAACUACACGAAAAACAUUCAAGUCCGCCAUCGGUGCGCCUAUUGAGCCACUGAGCGUAACAUCUAAACCUAAAUUCGCACCAGUUGCUGCCGCGGCUGUUGCUAUACAGCAAGACAACAAAACUAAAGAGGCCGCAGCUGCCGCCGCCGCUGCACAGGUCAUCGAAGAGACUAAAGUAGAGAAAGUAGAGGCUGAGAAAAUUGUGUUGCCAAAGAAGGAAGACUCGGUGGACACUGAUGAACCUGCUGCUGAAACUGGCGAUGAGGCUGUGCCUGAACCGGAACCAGCUAUUGAGGUAGAGAGCAAGGAGGAAGACAAACCCGAUGGUGAAACAGCAGAUGAGGACAAUAAAGAAAAAGAGGCCGAAACUGAGAAGAAGGUUGAAGUAGUAAUUGUAAAGCCACAGCCACAAGCUGCACCACAAAAGGAAGAAACACCUACACCUGAGGUAAUUAAACCAAGCAGGGUUGCCAAAGGAAAGGGGGACAAACCACGUGCCGAAGUCAAGCCUGUAGUGCGUUCACGCAUUGACACCAAACCACCCAAAUCAAUGGAGCGCAAAGGUAUAAGGAAGGACUUGGCUGCUGAGAAGAAGGCCUCACCCACUGCUACGCCACGCAAAGAGUCUGCAGCACCAAAACCAGGCACAGCACGUGAUGUAAAACCUCGCGUUAUUACACGUGCCACCAAAUCCAGCCCCAGCAGCACGCCAGCUAAGAGCGCAAAAGACGCUAACAAUCGCAAGGUGCUCGAAUCGAAGCAGCAAGCGACACGACAAGUUACCAGCACUUCCACUACUACGACCACACGUCGUGAAAUGACGCGUACCACUGCAGCGGAACGCAAAGAAUCACGCACACAACAACAGCAAGCUCAACAACGCAAACCAAUUUCACGGCGUCCGCGUGGCGCUUCGCCAACAAAACGGGCACCCGGUAGUCCAGUCAAGUCGGCUAAGCCCAAAGCGGAUUUGAAGAAAUCACGUCUGGAUAAGGGUGGCACCACGGAUUCCAGUCUAGUGUCAACGCCAUCGGCAGAUGAGGCAGUUGCUGCUAAAAAACUACAAGAUCUGACCGCGUCACAGGAGUUGGAUGCUGAGAAGCAACGUGAACUCGACGAUCUCAAAGAAGAACAAGAAGUUGUACGUGAAAUAGAAGCUGUCUUUAGUCGUGAUGAAAUGAAACGACAAAAGCAAUUGGCAGCUGAAAUGCGCGAAAUGUCUAAACAGGAUAGCACUACUGAGGCCGAAGAAGAGGAAGAGUAUUUGAUAAUUGAAAAGGAAGAAAUCGAUCAAUAUACCGAGGAUUCCAUUGUGGAGCAGGAAAGCAGCAUGACGAAAGAAGAAGAAAUUCAAAAACAUCAACGCGAUUCACAAGAGUCGGAGAAGAAACGGAAAAAGAGCGCAGAAGAGGAAAUCGAAGCCGCUAUUGCCAAAGCAGAAGCCGAAGAACGCAAAGCACGACUCGAGGACGAAGCUGCUGAUGAAGCACCUGAAGCGGUAGAAGCUGCAGUAGAGGCUGGCGAGGAACAAGUUGAAGAACCCGUACAUAAAAUAACUACUCCAGAGAAGUCAGAAAUUAAAGCCGAGGUACAAGAAAUAAUUACCACAGCCAAGGAUAUAGUCACAACACGCACUGAAGAGCAAAUAACCAAAGCCGAAGAAGAACUGUCUUCACCCACGCCUGAGGACAAAAUAAGCAGCGCCAAGAAAACUUCCGACACCAAAGAUGAGCUUAUCGAACAACCUGAAAUUAUGCCUGCCAAUUUACAAGAAAGUCUCCCAGAAGAAAAAUUCUCAGCUACAAUCGAGUCCGGCGCUACUACAGCGCCAACGCUGCCCGAGGACGAACGCAUACCUCUCGAUGAAAUCAAGGAAGACUUGAUAAUCGAAGAGAAAUAUGUUAAAGAAGAAACCAAAGAAACUGAUCAGGCGGCUGGAUAUGAAGUAGCAGACGUUAAACCAACCGAACCUGCUGUAACUGCAGCCGGCAUUGUCAUUGAGAAAAUAGCCGAGCCCGUAAUUGUCGGCUUAGCUACCGCAGAACGUGUACUGCCAAUGAAAAUGACUUUCGAGGCACAACAAAAUCUGCUACGCGAUGUUGUUAAAACUCCAGAUGAAGUAGCAGAUUUGCCUGUACAUGAAGAAGCCGAUUUGGGUGUCUACGAAAAGGAUACACAAGAAAGCGGUAAAGUCAUUUCGCAUAAAGAAGAAAUUACAAAGGAGGAAAAGGAAACUGAAGAAAAAGACAUUUGCGAAGGUAAAGAAGUGGAAGUUGCAGAGGAAGUAGGAACAGUAGAUCAGGUAGAUGAUGAGAAGGUGAAAGAGGAGAUUGCAGAAAAACCAGUGCAAGCAACCGAGGAAAAGGCUGUGUCUCCAACUGAAAAGAAACUGCCCUCACCUAUAGAAAAACCAAUUUCUCCUCUCGAAAAGGAACCAACUCCCAUCGAGAAAACCGCCUCCCUUGAUGAGAAACCAAGUUCUCCUUUGGGUAAACUGCCAUCUCCUACCGAAAAAGAAGAAAUACCAGCCGAAAAAGUAUCCUCACCCAGUGAGAAGCCAGAAUCCCCUGUCAAGCAGCAACCUUCGCCUGCUGAAGGGCAAACAUCUCCCGCAGAAAAAGAAACGACAGCAGUAAAGGAAGAAGAGACGUCAACCGAAAAGCUUACUACUCCAUCCGAGAAACCUGUUUCUCCAACAGAAAAAGAGACUCCGAAAGAUGACAAAGAACCUUCCGCUGAAGCAGAUGUUUUGACUAAGGAGGCCGCUGAGGCAGCUGAGAAAAUUCUUUCUCCUGCAGAAAUAUCCGUUUCUCCAACUGAAAAAGACACACAACAAUUAGAUGAAAUGACAUCACCCGCUGAGAAGCCUACAUCACCUGUUGAGAAGAAAGUGCUUAAAACAGAAGAUAUUAUAACUGAGAAGACACCUUUACCAACCGAAAAAUCCGUCUCUCCAACUGAGCAGAAAACCACUGAAGUAGAGAAAGAAUCAUCACCUCUUGCAGCUUCUCCAAUUGCAAAGGAGGCUCCAAAAGUUGAGAAAGUACCUUCUCCCACUGAGAAGCCUACUGUUGAGAAGGAAACAGUAAAAGCAGAGGAAAUUGCAACCGAAAAAGCUGCCUCUACAACAGAAAAAGAAUAUUCUCCCACAGAAAAGGAAGCUGAGAAAGUCCCUUCACCAGGAGAAAAAGACGUUUCCCCAGCUGAAAAGGACACUUUGCACGUAGAAACUGUAACUUCACCUCUUGCAGGUUCUCCAACUGAAAAAGAGGCUCCACAGGUUUCGAAAUUAUCACCUUCUGCUGAGACGCCUGCAUCUCCUGUUGAGAAAGAAGCAUUAAAACCAGAGGAUAUUUUAACUGAGGACAUUUUAACGGACAAAGAUGCUUCAGCAUUAGAAAAAUCCAUCUCUCCAACUGAAAAAGAAGCUAUAGAAGUAGACAAAGUUCCUUCUACAGCUGAUAAACCUGCUGUAAAGGAAGUGUUACCUGCUUCAGGAGUCCAGAAAGAAGACGAAAAGGUUUCAUCGACUGAGGAUAAACCAACUUCUCUGGUAAAAACAGAAGAAGCUGCUACCGAUAAGAUGAUUGAGAAACCGAAAUCACCUAUAGAAUUAGAAGUACAAAAGAAAGAUAUUUUAGCCGCUGAAGCGGAAAAAACAGUAACUUCAUUAGAGCAAGAACUAGCAGAAUCUCAAAAAGCGAGCUUAGCUUUAGGUAUAUCCGCUGAGGAACCAACUUCUGAUGAAAAAGAUAAAUUAUCAUCACCUGUUGACAAAGCACCUACCGAAGAGUCAAAGAAGUCCACAAGCACCCCUGAAGAAAAGGAUGGUAGUGAAAUUACAUCGGAGGACGAGCUUCCUGCGCUAGUACUUGCAGAUAUUGAUACAUCUAAGCCAAAAGAUAAGGACGACACAGUUUCAGUAGGAAGUCCAGCAACCAUCGAAGAAGCUAUCGAAGUUGAAAUGCGGAAGUCUUUACAGGCCAGUAGAAAAACUUCUCAGGAAAUAAAAGAAAGUGAUUUCAAGGUGGAAUCUCGUAAAACAUCGGUAGUGUUAGAUGAAAAAGAAGAAGAAAAAGAACAAAAAGUCGAACUUUCUCCAAAAGAAAAAUCUCCUGUCGAAAGUAUCAAAGACGAGAAAUCAGCACCCGUCUCCAAAGAAGCCUCACUGCCAGGGUCAACUGUCGAAAGUAUUAAAGAUGAAAAGUCCCCCUCUGCAUCCAAAGAAAUUUCUCGACCAGCUUCUGCUGCAGAAAGUAUUCACAGUGAUGCUGAAAAAUUUGAAACAGAAACUGUUUCUUCUCCGGUUGAUAAGGCACCAAGAAAAAUUGAUACUACUGAUCUUACUUUAUUGUUGGACGAUUCAAAAAGAGAUACCAAACUGCCAACAUCAUCAAGUCCUGUCGAUGUGGCGGACGGCGAGUUCGCGGAAGUUAAAGACACAUUUGUAGAAACUCAAAAAGCAUCUGCUGAGAGCACUGCUGUUAGUGGUACGAAGACCGUUUCCAGCCCUAUAGAUGAAGCAAAAGAUCUUAUCACAGAAGCUGCUGUUACUGCGCGUCCGGAAAGUCCAGAAGCUGAAAAAUCACCUGUUAUAUCAAAAGAAACAUCCCGAAAGCCAUCACAAAGUGAACCUUCAGCCGGUAGCACUAAAGACGAAACAUCUCCCGUCGCUUCUAAGGAAAUAUCUCGACGAGAAUCCGUUGCAGAAAGCAUAAAGGAUGAAAAAUCAUCAAUCGCAUUAAAAGCAGAUACCGAUACGGAAGACCUCAAAGACCAAAAGUCACCUGAAGUACCAACAAAAACUGCCCAAACCGCUUCCACAGUCCAAAGUGUCAAAGAAGACAAAUCGCUUCUUGAUUCAAAAGAAGUAUUAGAGCCAGAAUCAACUAAAGAAAGCCUUAAAGAAGAAAAAUCACCAAUCAUAUCUGAAGAAGUAUCUCGUACUGAUUCUAUUGCAGAGAUCACCCAAGAAGAAAAGGAUCAAGUUAUUGAAACAAAAACUGCUUCAUCACCAGUGGAUAAGGCUCCCACUAAGUUAGAUCCAACAGAACUGGCACUGGAUUUAGAUAAAAUAAAAGCUGACACUAAGCUUCCAACAUCUUCAAGUCCUGUAGAUGUUGCUCAUGGUGACUUUCCUAAAGUAAAAGAAACAUCUGUUGCAUAUAAAAAAACUCCAGCAGAAGAAACCACUGUAGCAGGUGCGGAAACAGUAUCCACUCCAGUUGAUGAAGCAAAAGAGUUAACUGAUAUCACUGCAGAGGAGAUAACACGCCCUGAAAGUCCUGAAGGUGCUUCUCCUAAAAUCUCUAAAGAAAGCUCUCGAAGAACAUCUGUGGGAGACAAAGUCGAUAAGUCACUACUCACAUCAAAGCCAGGGUCGACAGAAGAGAGUUUGAAAGAUGAAAAAUCCGCUGUUCCUUCUGCAGAGCCCUCACGACGAGAGUCCGCGGCAGAAAGUAUUAAAGAUGAAAAGUCACCAGUCGCGUCCAAGCCUGUAUCGGUAGCAGAGAGCGUCAAAGAUGAAAAGUCCGCUGCUCCUUCUGCAGAGCCCUCACGUCGAGAGUCCAUGGCAGAAAGUAUUAAAGAUGAAAAGUCACCAGUCGCGGCCAAGCCCGCAUCGGUAGCAGAGAGUGUCAAAGAUGAAAAAUCUGCUGCUCCUUCUGCAGAGCCCUCACGGCGAGAGUCCAUGGCAGAAAGUAUUAAAGAUGAAAAGUCACCAGUCGCGGCCAAGCCCGCAUCGGUAGCAGAGAGUGUCAAAGAUGAAAAAUCUGCUGCUCCUUCUGCAGAGCCCUCACGGCGAGAAUCCGUAGCCGAAAGUAUUAAAGAUGAAAAGUCAACAGUCGCGUCCAAACCCGCUUCGCUGGCAGAGAGCGUAAAAGAUGAAAAGUCUGUUGCUCCUUCCGCAGAGCCCUCUCUUCCUGAAUCCAUGGCAGAAAGUAUUCAAGAUGAAAAGUCACCAGUCGCAUCCAAACCCGCUUCGGUAGCAGAGAGUGUCAAAGAUGAAAAAUCUGCUGCUCCUUCUGCAGAGCCCUCACGACGAGAGUCCAUGGCAGAAAGUAUUAAAGAUGAAAAGUCAACAGUCGCGGCCAAGCCCGCUUCGGUAGAAGAGAGUGUCAAAGAUGAAAAGUCCGCUGCUCCUUCUGCAGAGCCCUCACGACGAGAAUCCAUGGCAGAUAGUAUUAAAGAUGAAAAGUCACCAGUCGCGGCCAAGCCCGCUUCGGUAGCAGAGAGUGUCAAAGAUGAAAAGUCUGCUGCUCCUUCUGCAGAGCCUUCACUUCCUGAAUCUGCCGCUGAGAGUAUUAAAGAUGAAAAGUCACCACUCGCAUCCAAACCUGCUUCGGUAGCAGAGAGUGUCAAAGAUGAAAAAUCUGCUGCACCAUCAGCAGAACCCUCACGUCCGGAUUUUGUAGCUGCAAGUAUCAAAGAUGAUAAGUCACCACUUGCUUCAAGGCCUGAGUCAGCUGCCGAGAGUAUAAAAGAUGAAAAAUCUCAUACUGUUUCUAAAGAAAUUUCUAGAUCUGAAUCACCAACCGCUCAGGGAACCAAGGAGGAAGUUGAUACUGUUUCUUCCCCCGUGGAUCGAGCACCAAUAAAAAUUGAAGAUUUGCAAUUGGCAUUAGACUUGGAAAGUGCUAAGUUAGAUGCCAAACUGCCAACGAAAUCCAGCCCUAUAGAUGUUGCGGACGGGCAUUUCCCCGAUGCCGCAAUUGAACCCAGCAAAAUAACAGAUCUAACAAGUGCACCAGCAGAAAGUGCUGUUCCAAGUGUUGCAGAUACAGUUUCAAGUCCCAUAGACGAAGCUAAAGAUUUAGUUGAUGUCAGCGAUGUUAGACAGGAAGUUACAACAGUGUUUGCGGAAACUCUCGAUGUUCUCGGUAAAGAGUUGAAAGAUGCAGCUGGAAAACUGGCUGACGACGCUAAAAUUGUAGAAAGUGACUCCGAAAAGAUGGGUACCACCAGCGAUGUUAUUGAGAGAGAAACGGAUGAAAAAAAGAGUGCAAAAGAUGAAAAAUCUGCCGCACCAUCUGUAGAGCCCACACCUCUUGAAUCCGCCGCAGAGAGUAUUAAAGAUGAAAAGUCACCAGUCGCGUCCAAACCCGCUUCGGUAGCAGAGAGUGUCAAAGAUGAAAAAUCUGCUGCUCCUUCUGCAGAGCCCUCACGACGAGAAUCCGUAGCCGAAAGUAUUAAAGAUGAAAAGUCACCAGUCGCGUCCAAACCCGCUUCGGUAGCAGAGAGCGUAAUUGAUGAAAAGUCUGCUGCUCCUUCUGCAGAGCCCUCACGACGAGAAUCCGUAGCCGAAAGUAUUAAAGAUGAAAAGUCACCAGUCGCGUCCAAACCCUCUCCGGUAGCAGAGAGCGUAAUUGAUGAAAAGUCUGCUGCUCCUUCUGCAGAGCCCUCACGACGAGAAUCCGUAGCCGAAAGUAUUAAAGAUGAAAAGUCACCAGUCGCGUCCAAACCCGCUUCGGUAGCAGAGAGUGUCAAAGAUGAAAAAUCUGCUGCUCCUUCUGCAGAGCCCUCACUUCCUGAAUCCAUGGCAGAAAGUAUUAAAGAUGAAAAGUCACCAGUCGCAUCCAAACCCGCUUCGGUAGCAGAGAGCGUAAUUGAUGAAAAGUCUGCUGCUCCUUCUGCAGAGCCCUCACUUCCUGAAUCUGCCGCAGAAAGUAUUAAAGAUGAAAAGUCACCAGUCGCAUCCAAACCCGCUUCGGUAGCAGAGAGUGUCAAAGAUGAAAAAUCUUCUGCUCCUUCUGCAGAGCCCUCACGACGAGAAUCCGUAGCCGAAAGUAUUAAAGAUGAAAAGUCACCAGUCGCAUCCAAACCCGCUUCGUUAGCAGAGAGUGUCAAAGAUGAAAAAUCUGCUGCUCCUUCUGCAGAGCCCUCACUUCCUGAAUCCAUGGCAGAAAGUAUUAAAGAUGAAAAGUCACCAGUCGCAUCCAAACCCGCUUCGGUAGCAGAGAGCGUAAUUGAUGAAAAGUCUGCUGCUCCUUCUGCAGAGCCCUCACGACGAGAAUCCAUGGCAGAGAGUAUUAAGGAUGAAAAGUCAUCAGUCGCAUCAAAGGCCGCUUCCGUAGCAGAGAGUGUAAAAGAUGAAAAAUCUGCCGCACCAUCUGUAGAGCCCACACCUCUGGAAUCCGCCGCAGAGAGUAUUAAAGAUGAAAAGUCACCAGACGCAUCCAAACCCGUAUCGUUGGCAGAGAGUGUCAAAGAUGAAAAAUCCGCUUCUCCUUCUGCAGAGCCCGCACGACGAGAAUCCGUAGCCGAAAGUAUUAAAGAUGAAAAGUCACCAGUCGCGUCCAAACCCGCUUCGGUAGCAGAGAGUGUCAAAGAUGAAAAAUCUGCUGCUCCUUCUGCAGAGCCAUUACUUCCUGAAUCUGCCGCUGAGAGUAUUAAAGAUGAAAAGUCACCAGUCGCAUCCAAACCCGCUUCGGUAGCAGAGAGUGUCAAAGAUGAAAAAUCUGCUGCUCCUUCUGCAGAGCCCUCACGACGAGAAUCCGUAGCCGAAAGUAUUAAAGAUGAAAAGUCACCAGUGGCAUCCAAACCUGCUUCGGUAGCAGAGAGCGUCAAAGAUGAAAUAUCUGUUGCACCAUCUGCAGAACCAUCACGUCCAGAGUCUGUGGCUGCAAGUAUCAAAGAUGACAAGUCACCACUUGCUGAUAUUAGCGAUGUUAGACAAGAAGUUACAACAGUGUUUGAUAAAACUCUUGAUGCGGAAACUAUUAAAAUGAUUGAUAAAAUAACAGAAGAUGUUGAAAGCAAGUUAAAGGUGGCAGUUGAAGAAACAAUUGAGAUCUCAGAAGAAGUUACUAAAGUCGCAGAUGAAUCUACGAAGAUAACUGAGGUGCUAAGAGAGGCAAUGGCUGAUGAAGUUAAGACGGUAGCCGAGGAAUCUGUUAAAAGAACUGAAGCUAUAAGCGAGGUUGUUGACGAUAGGGCUGCGACUGCAAUCGAAGAGAUCAACAAAACCACAAAAAUCGCUAAAGAGACAAUUAAAGAUGAAGCCAAAAAAGUGGAAGAAAAAACCGAGGCUAUAGUUGAGGAAAUUUCCAAGACAGUCAGCGACAUAAAAGAAGAUGUAACAACAUCAAUCUCCGGGACCGUAGAUACGGCCGUCAAAAGAACUGAAGAAAUCUCAAAAGCAAUAACUGAAGAAAUUGAUGACAAACUGGAACUUUUAGCAGAAAAGGUGGAAAUAACGGCGCAAGGAGCAGUUGAAAAAUUAGAUGAAAAAACAAAGACUAUUGGCGAAGCUCUCCUUAAAACUGAAGCAAAACUUGAAGAUUUGACCAAACUUACAGAAGAGAAAAGUAAAACUGUAGUCGAAGAUAUAACACAUAAGUUUAUUGAAGUGUCUCAAGCCGUCGAAGACAAGACAAAAACUAUAACUGAAGAAGUCUCCAAAAAAGCUGAAGAAAUGGAGACGGCGGCUGAGGAGAAAACGAAAACACUUGCUACAGAGACAGGCGAGAUAGCUGAAGAAAUCUCCAAAAAGAUUACUGACGUUCAAGACUUCGCUACUGAUAAAGCAAAGACAGCUAGCAAAGAAACCGCUGAAAAGGUAACUACAUUAACAGAAAUAACCGAAGAUGUGCAAAAGACAGCAGAAGAAAAAGCACAAGCCACAGCUCAAGCUUUAGUUGAAAAAAUUUCGGUUGUAACAGAGGUCGCCGAUGACAAAAUUAAAUCUGUUGCAGAUGGUGUAGACAAACUGAUUGACGACUCAAUAACUACUACAACGGAAGUUACCACAGCGGUUAGUACCACGGUUGAGACAAUUACAAGUGAUAUUUCCACAGGCAUUAGUGGAUUCCUCAAAGAUGUCAAGAGCAGCAUAUUCGGCACUGCCGAGAAAAAACAUGAGCAAUUAAAGGAAAUCACAGAAGAAAUAAUCAAACCUGAACAAAUCGAACUGGACUCUUUGCCAGCUGCUACAAAACUACCCCUUGAGCUGAGCACAUACUCAACUGAAUUAAGAGAAACCCAUAUUACUACAGUGGAAUCACCCGAAUUUAAAGUGACAAUGACCGAACGCGAUGAAACCAUACUUCACGACAUUAAAGAAGAGGACGAAGAGCACAGAAUAUCCCCACCCACAACAAAACCGGCAAUAUGCAGUGAACAGCCCUUACGUCCAGUUUCACCACGUGAAGAAGAGGUUGCUAAAAUAGUAGCCGACGUUGCUAAGGUUUUGAAAUCUGAAAAAGAUAUAACGGAAAUCAUUCCAGAUUUCGAUGAAGAAAAGUUGAUACAGCGUUUAAAAACACCAGAAGAAGCCGAGUCGGAAACCGUUACGGUUCAAAGGAUGUUGGUAACCGCCAGCAGUGAAGAUGGAGGAGAAGAAAUAGAUAUAUGUCCAAAAGGUAGUAUUGUUUUUACGCCGACUAUGGCUCCCGAAACUAUACCAGAAGGAGUUUCUACAAUUAAACCACUGGACAUAGACUACCAACACUACACUGAGGACUCUGGUGCAGAGGAAUCGGAAAAGUCUUCUCCUGAGCUACGUUCGGGUCCGAUAUCCAUUGAAGAAAAAGACAAAAUUGAAGAGUCCGAAAAAGAGCUUCGUAAAGAAGCCGCAACUAAAGUUGGAAAAGACGAACAGAAUAAAGACACUACCGAAUCUCAGCGAGAUUCAAUUUUGCCAACUACAGAAAGCAAGAAAGAUGAUAAGUCACCAGUAGCUUCCAAGGAACCAUCACGACCAGAGUCUGUCCUCAGUACUAAGGACGAGAAAAUUGAAGAAACUGUUGAAUCUCGUCGUGAAUCAGUUUUGUCAACUGCCGAAAGUAAAAAAGAUGAAAAGUCGCCUAUGGCAUCCAAGGAACCAUCACGACCAGAAUCUGUCGCCAGCACCAAAGAUGAAAAGAUUGAAGAAACUGUUGAAUCCCGUCGGGAGUCAAUUUUGUCGACUGCCGAAAGUAAGAAGGGAGAAACUGUUGAAUCUCGUCGUGAAUCAGUUUUGUCAACUGCCGAAAGUAAAAAAGAUGAAAAGUCGCCUGUGGCUUCCAAGGAACCAUCACGACCAGAAUCAGUUUCUAGCACUAAAGACGAAAAGAUUGAAGAAACCGUUGAAUCCCGUCGGGAGUCAAUUUUGUCGACUGCCGAAAGUAAGAAGGGAGAAACAGUCGAAUCUCGUCGUGAGUCACUUUUGUCAACUGCAGAAGUCAAGAAAGAUGAUAAAUCACCUGUGGCUUCCAAGGAACCAUCACGACCAGAAUCAGUUUCUAGCACUAAAGACGAAAAGAUUGAAGAAACAGUUGAAUCCCGUCGGGAGUCAAUUUUGUCGACUACCGAAAGUAAGAAAGAAGAAACGGUCGAAUCUCGUCGUGAAUCAGUUUUGUCAUCUGCCGAAAGUAAAAAAGAUGAAAAGUCACCUGUGGCUUCCAAGGAACCAUCACGACCAGAAUCUGUCGCCAGCACCAAAGACGAGAAAAUUGAAGAAACUGUUGAAUCCCGUCGGGAGUCAAUUUUGUCGACUGCCGAAAGUAAGAAGGAAGAAACAGUCGAAUCUCGUCGUGAGUCACUUUUGUCAACUGCAGAAAGCAAGAAAGAUGAUAAGUCACCUGUGGCUUCCAAGGAACCAUCACGACCAGAAUCAGUUUCUAGCACUAAAGACGAAAAGAUUGAAGAAACCGUUGAAUCCCGUCGGGAGUCAAUUUUGUCGACUACCGAAAGUAAGAAAGAAGAAACGGUCGAAUCUCGUCGUGAAUCAGUUUUGUCAACUGCCGAAAGUAAAAAAGAUGAAAAGUCGCCUGCGGCUUCCAAGGAACCAUCACGACCAGAAUCAGUUUCUAGCACUAAAGACGAGAAAAUUGAAGAAACUGUUGAAUCUCGUCGUGAGUCAGUUUUAUCGACUGCAGAAAGCAAGAAAGACGAUAAGUCACCUGUGACUUCCAAGGAACCAUCACGACCAGAAUCAGUUUCUAGCACUAAAGACGAAAAGAUUGAAGAAACUGUUGAAUCCCGUCGCGAGUCACUUUUAUCGACAACCGAAAGUAAGAAGGAAGAAACGGUCGAGUCUCGUCUUGAGUCAGUUUUGUCAACUGCAGAAAGCAAGAAAGAUGAUAAGUCACCUGUCGCUUCCAAGGAAGCUUCACGACCAGAAUCAGUUUCUAGCACUAAAGACGAGAAAAUUGAAGAAACUGCUGAAUCUCGUCGUGAGUCAGUUUUAUCGACAACCGAAAGUAAGAAGGAAGAAACGGUCGAGUCUCGUCUUGAGUCAGUUUUGUCAACUGCAGAAAGCAAGAAAGAUGAUAAGUCACCUGUCGCUUCCAAGGAAGCUUCACGACCAGAAUCUGUUUCUAGCACUAAAGACGAGAAAAUUGAAGAAACUGUUGAAUCUCGUCGUGAGUCAGUUUUAUCGACUGCAGAAAGCAAGAAAGACGAUAAGUCACCUGUGGCUUCCAAGGAACCAUCACGACCAGAAUCUGUUGUCAGCACUAAAGACGAGAAAAUUGAAGAAACUGCUGAAUCUCGUCGUGAGUCAGUUUUAUCGACAACCGAAAGUAAGAAGGAAGAAACGGUCGAAUCUCGUCGUGAGUCAGUUUUGUCAACUGCAGAAAUCAAGAAAGAUGACACGUCUCCAGUAGCUUCCAAGGAACCAUCACGACCAGAAUCUGUUGUCAGCACUAAAGACGAGAAAAUUGAAGAAACUGCUGAAUCUCGUCGUGAGUCAGUUUUAUCGACUGCAGAAAGCAAGAAAGAUGAUAAGUCACCUGUGGCUUCCAAGGAACCAUCACGACCAGAAUCUGUUGUCAGCACUAAAGACGAGAAAAUUGAAGAAACUGCUGAAUCUCGUCGUGAGUCAGUUUUAUCGACUGCAGAAAGCAAGAAAGAUGAUAAGUCACCUGUGGCUUCCAAGGAACCAUCACGACCUGAAUCAGUUUCUAGCACUAAAGACGAGAAGAUUGAAGAAACUGUUGAAUCUCGUCGGGAGUCAAUUUUGUCGACUGCCGAAAGUAAGAAGGAAGAAGCAGUCGAAUCUCGUCGUGAGUCACUUUUGUCAACUGCAGAAGUCAAGAAAGAUGAUAAGUCACCUGUGGCUUCCAAGGAACCAUCACGACCAGAAUCAGUUUCUAGCACUAAAGACGAGAAAAUUGAAGAAACCGCUGAAUCUCGUCGUGAGUCAGUUUUAUCGACUGCAGAAAGCAAGAAAGAUGAUAAGUCACCUGUGGCUUCCAAGGAACCAUCACGACCAGAAUCUGUUGUCAGCACUAAAGACGAGAAAAUUGAAGAAACUGCUGAAUCUCGUCGUGAGUCAGUUUUAUCGACAACCGAAAGUAAGAAGGAGGAAACGGUCGAAUCUCGUAGCGAGUCAGUUUUGUCAAGUGCAGAAAUCAAGAAAGAUGACACGUCUCCAGUAGCUUCCAAGGAACCAUCACGACCAGAAUCUGUUGUCAGCACUAAAGACGAGAAAAUUGAAGAAACUGCUGAGUCUCGUCGUGAAUCAGUUUUGUCGACGGCUGAUAGCAAGAUGGAAGAAACGGUCGAGUCUCGUCGUGAGUCAGUUUUGUCAACUGCAGAAAUCAAGAAAGAUGAUAAGUCUCCAGUAGCUUCCAAGGAACCAUCACGACCAGAAUCUGUUGUCAGCACUAAAGACGAGAAAAUUGAAGAAACUGCUGAAUCUCGUCGUGAGUCAGUUUUAUCGACUGCAGAAAGCAAGAAAGAUGAUAAGUCACCUGUGGCUUCCAAGGAACCAUCACGACCAGAAUCUGUUGUCAGCACUAAAGACGAGAAAAUUGAAGAAACUGCUGAAUCUCGUCGUGAGUCAGUUUUAUCGACAACCGAAAGUAAGAAGGAGAAAACCGUCGAAUCUCGUCGCGAGUCAGUUUUGUCAAGUGCAGAAAUCAAGAAAGAUGAUAAGUCUCCAGUAGCUUCCAAGGAACCAUCACGACCAGAAUCUGUUGUCAGCACUAAAGACGAGAAAAUUGAAGAAACUGUUGAAUCUCGUCGUGAGUCAGUUUUAUCGACUGCAGAAAGCAAGAAAGACGAUAAGUCACCUGUGGCUUCCAAGGAACCAUCACGACCAGAAUCUGUUGUCAGCACUAAAGACGAGAAAAUUGAAGAAACUGCUGAAUCUCGUCGUGAAUCAGUUUUGUCGACGGCUGAUAGCAAGAUGGAAGAAACGGUCGAGUCUCGUCGUGAGUCAGUUUUAUCGACUGCAGAAAGCAAGAAAGAUGAUAAGUCUCCAGUAGCUUCCAAGGAACCUUCGCGACCAGAAUCAGUUGUCAGCACUAAAGACGAGAAAAUUGAAGAAACUGUUGAAUCUCGUCGUGAAUCAGUCUUAUCGACAACCGAAAGUAGGAAGGAAGAAACGGUCGAGUCUCGUCGUGAGUCAGUUUUAUCGACUACAGAAAGCAAGAAAGAUGAUAAGUCUCCAGUAGCUUCCGAGGAACCUUCACGACCAGAGUCUGUUUCUCGCACUAAAGACGAAAAGAUUGAAGAAACUGUUGAAUCUCGACGUGAGUCAGUUUUAUCGACUGCAGAAAGCAAGAAAGAUGAUAAGUCACCUGUGGCUUCCAAGGAACCAUCACGACCAGAAUCAGUUUCUAGCACUAAAGACGAGAAAAUUGAAGAAACUGCUGAAUCUCGUCGUGAGUCAGUCUUAUCGACAACCGAAAGUAGGAAGGAAGAAGCGGUCGAAUCUCAUCGUGAGUCAGUUUUGUCGAUUGCAGAAAGCAAGAAAGACGAUAAGUCACCUGUGGCUUCCAAGGAACCAUCACGACCAGAAUCUGUUGUCAGCACUAAAGACGAUAAAAUUGAAGAAACUGUCGAAUCUCGUCACGAGUCAGUUUUGUUGACUGCUGAAAGCAAGAAAGAUGAUGAGUCACCAGUGACUUCCAAGGAACAUUCAGGACAAGAAUCUAUUGCUCGCUUCAAGGAGGAAACCGCUGACGUUCAUAUAAUUACGAUGGGAGAAACAGCUUCGGCGGUAACUAGAUCAGUGGAUAGUGAAAUUCUUACUCAGAAGGAAGAAUUGAAUAAAGCUAGGCUAGCGACCACUGAAUCUAGAUCUGCACAUACAACAUUAGAGGAAAAGAAAGCUGAUUCAUUCACGACUGAAUCUAUAUCCUCAACAACGGAAAUAUCAACUAUCGUUAGUAAGUCAAUAGAUUCAUCCAUUCGUUCACAUCUUUGUGAGGAAUCUCAUAGUGAAUCCAUGAGUAGUGUUAAAGUGGAGGAUGGUUCUCCAAGAGAGUCACUUUCCAGUUUCGUUGCAAGCAAAGAUGAUCGUAAAGUAGGUGAUGGUAAAAUACUCGAAGAAUCCUUCGUGAAGUCUGUGAAAACUGAAGUGCUCACCCAAGCGGAGGAGUCCAUGACACAUUCAGAGGAAUGUUCUUCAGAGUCCAUAAUUAGUGAAAUUCAAACCAGCGAUAUGACAACACAAAAAGUAGAUGCACACACAACGCUCAAAACUGCCACCCAAAGUGAGGCUGUGGCCCUAGACAGUAAAGAAACUCUCAAGGACACCGUGGCUGAGUUCUUAGCUACAGAGAAAAUUGUUUCAGCGAAGGAUAGCUUUGUAAGCGACGCAAAAACUACAACGUCUUCAGCUGAAACUUUAGAAAAGACUAUAAAAACAAUAACAACACAAUCGGCUACAGAAUCGCGUAGAACAUCUGAUUUACUGGCAAGCAUGAAAGACAGUUCGCGAAGAGAAUCCGAAUAUAGUCAAACAAGCGAAGGACGGCACACACACAGCGAUCACGAAGACGAAGAGGAAGAUGAGUGUCUAAUCAGCAUGAAGGAGGGACGUUCAAAAUCUAUAGCUACAAUUAUGAUGACCAGCAUUUAUAAACCCUCCGAGGACGUAGACACUUUUGAAAAGCUAGAAGAAGAGGAAAGCGAAGAGCACGCUGAAUAUCUUGAAGCAGCGGAAUCGACUGUCACCAAAUCAAAAAGUAUCGCGCACUCGGCAAGUGAAAAAGUUAGUGCUGUGAGUUCAGAGGGCAAAUCGAAAAUAUCAACACAAUUGGAAACCAUAAUCUUAACACAACCACUUGAGAGUGAUCCAAAGACACCACCCACUGCCCCAGUGAGCCCUGGCAUAAAACAUACCACAACUGGUGCAAGUACUGUAGUAACCACUACAACAACAUUAAGUGAAACUUGCGGCAGUAGUGCAGCUUCAGUGAGUGGACCACUCUCACCAAGAGAUAUUAGCGGUAAGUCCAGUCCCGGUGCACUCACAUCUGAAAGUCAAUCAUUACCAACACCUCUUGGUCGCGGUUCUCUUACAGAUGCGUCCGAAUCGUCGCCAAAGCCCACUUCGCCAUUCCCGCGUGUUAGCAAAGAAGAGCUGAAAUCAGCCAGCGCCGCUGUCAGCGAAGCUCUCAGCUCUGGCACUUAUGCAACACAAGAGUACAGCGAGAGCAUGUUGCCAGAUUUACAUGAGCUGCGCGGUAUAGAGAAGACAACUGCACUUAGUGGCAGCACUGAAAAAAUAAUCACAACAACUAUAACAACCGUAACUAAAGUGAUAUCUAGCGAUGGCAAGGAAAUCGUUAUGGAAGAGAAGACAGUUACCACCACAGACACCACAGAGCCAGAUGGUGAGAAGGUGACUGUAACCACCACACGCACUACCAGCGAAAGUGACAAGAGCGAUCACAUAUUGCCCAAGGAGGUGGCGUUGCUGCGCGGCGCCUACCGUUCUUCUACACCCGGCAGCGACGACGAACGUAUGACUGGCGCUUACAUGAGUGAUGACGAGCUGCCCGCAUCGCCACGCAGCCUUGCCUCAUCACAUGGCGCAAGCUAUGAAUUGCAACGCUCCAGCUCAGGCGUGAGUAAACGCUCCGACUUCGAUGUGGACGACAGCCAAGACGAUAUACCGCCACAAUAUGGUAGCGAAGAACACUCUGCCGCCCGGGCUGUAUCCUCAACCAUCAGCUGCCUACAAAAAAUCGCCGAUCCAAUGAGCACCUCAUUCUAUGGUGCAUUGCCUGACAGUUUCGACACCAAACCAACAGCACCAAUACCCAUAUGCGGCACCACAACACAUACGGUAACCACGCGCACAUAUGUCGCCGACUCACCCCCUAGUCAAUCCACGGAGAGCAUCGAAAGCACUAGCCAAACCUCAGCCAGCCGUCAAGUGAUUAGCGGCGGCACACGCGCCAGCGUUGACAGUGGCGAUCACAAAUUCCUCGAAGAAGCCGACAUGGAUUUCGAAAAGGCGCUUGAAGAGCAUGUACAAGUGCGUGGCGCCGAUGUUAUGUCUUCAGUCACCGCCAAGUAUUCUUAUUCGCCCUCCAAAGCGGAAGAGGUAGAGCAUAGUGUGGCCAGUGUUGAAAAGCCAAAAUUCCCGUUAGUUGAUGUGCAGAAAACACGCUUCGUCGAAACCGGCACCACUGUAUCCAGCAGCAGCAGCACAAUAGAAAGCGCAACUGAAAGCAAAGAUGGCAAGACAACAACUACUACGACUACAACAACCACUACUAGUGCUGAAGGCGCAGGCACAACUGCCAGUGAGACCACAACAACCACCACCACGACGACAUCAAGCGCUACCGGAGCACUGCCUAAAGACCCUCUAAAGGAAUGGGGUAAACCAUUGGGACUGCCAUCGCCCGCACCACUGCCCAUUGAGGGUGAUGUACGCACCACACCGAAGAAGGAGCGUCGCUUAGUGGCCACUAAAACACGUCUAAACAACGAAAAGAAUCUACGCAAACGUUCAGAGUCGCCCAAUAAGGCCAAGAAGCCGGCGCCCAUUUAUGUGGAUCUCACCUAUGUACCACACAAUGGCAAUUCCUACUACUCACACGUCGAAUUCUUCAAGCGUGUGCGAGCGCGUUACUAUGUCUUUUCCGGCACCGAACCCAGCCGUCAAGUGUACGAUGCGCUGUUGGAGGCAAAGCAAACAUGGGAGGACAAGGACUUGGAGGUCACCAUAAUUCCCACAUACGAUACGGAUGUGCUAGGCUAUUGGGUUGCUGAGAAUGAGGAGCUUUUGGCCAAAUAUCGUAUCGAUUUAUCGCCUUCAGCAUCGCGUUGCACAAUCAACUUGCAGGAUCACGAGACAUCGUGCGCCGCCUAUCGCUUGGAGUUCUAGGCCACGGGGAUGUUUAUCUCAUUCGCCGAUGCCGAAAAUCUCAUACAACUCUACAACUAAAAGCUUAACUCUACUACUAAAUACUUUAAGUACUAAAACAUAAGAUCAAACUAAAGAAUAAAAUUAAAAAUUCAAACAAAUAAAAAUGGCAAUGAAGCUUUUGACCGAACAUCAAUCGUGAAGCUUUUUAUGAAAACAAGACAAACUUGCAACAAACGAACAAGUAAAUAAUAGCAACACAUGAAAGCUUUCUUGGCUGAAACUUGCACGUAGGCGAGUUAAGUGUGCGCACUUAAACAAACGCUGCAAAGUGUGACAGUCAGCGAGAGCUUUCACGCUUCAAAAGCCCACAACUCAGCGUCGCAACACAAGCGCAAAUACAAAAGCUUGACAUACCUGUUGAAGAAAACAAAACACAACUACAAAUACAUAAUAUAAAACUGAAAAUCUGUAACUGAGCAAGCGGAAUGAGUGAAAGCUUGACAAAGCUUUGCGCUUAUAUAAGUACGCAGCUUUGUAGCAGCUUUUGCGCAAUUUUGGUGAAACAAGAGUUAUUAGCAUAGCAGACAUGAGCAUAAUUAUGGCGGAGUUCUUGGUGUACUACACGAGAUUUUGCAAUUGGAAAAAAUCUAGUGUAGCGCCAUUUUGUUUAUUGAUGCCGCACAUUUUUAUGCCAAGUCUCGGAAGGCAAUAAAACGGAAAAGCAGCACUUGCAAUGUAAAACAAUGCAAAAGAAUUGUAAUUACAGUAAUUAAAUGCAUAUUUGUUGAAGAUAUUUAAUUACACAAAACAGAUAUAUACACACGUAUGUAUUGCCUGAUUCAUGUAAGGAUGUCGAUGACUCUUUAAGAAAACCAAAAACUAAAAAAAUACAAGAAGUGAACGCUGAAAGCGAAGAAAUAAUAAAAAACUAAAAACAGUAUAUUAAAGCAUAAUAAAUAGCGAAUAAACUAACAACUUUGUGAGCAGAGCAAACGACGAGAGAGUUGAUGAGAGUAGAUUGCUG